AUGUAUCGAGGCGGACGUGGCGGUGGCCGUGGUGGCGGCUUUAGUGGUCGUGGCGGUCGUGGUGGUAUGAUGAAUACAGGCCCGCCAGCAAGUGUUGUUCCUUUUGGAAAAUUUGUGCAUGCCGUUGAGGGCGAAAUGUUCUGCUCGAGCACAGAUGAAAAGCAUGUACCGUACUUUAAUGCACCCAUUUUCCUUGAGAACAAGUCUCAAAUUGGGAAAGUCGAUGAGAUUUUAGGGCCCAUCAAUGAGGUUUACUUUACUGUCAAGACGGAACCUGGUGUAGUAGCGACAUCAUUCAAAGCCGACGAUAUCGUGUACAUUUCAGAUGACCGCAAGCUGCCUAUUGAGCGAUUCUUGCCGAAGCCAAAGGUGGUCGUGAAAGGGGCAAAGAAGCGCGGAGGUGCACGUGGCGGUGGUGCUGCUGGUGGUGGCCGCGGUGGUGGUCGUGGCGGUCGUGGCGGCGGCGGCUUCGGCGGUCGUGGUGGUGGUCGCGGUGGCUUUGGCGGCGGUCGCGGUGGUCGCGGGGGUGGUGGCUUUGGUGGUGCGCGUGGUCGCGGCGCACCACGGGGCCGUGGCAGUUUCCGCGGUGGCCGCUAA
Messenger RNA from Malassezia globosa CBS 7966, 597 nucleotides. RefSeq lists its product as uncharacterized. The record is from RefSeq and is a predicted model, not a curated record. Lineage: Eukaryota; Fungi; Basidiomycota; Malasseziomycetes; Malasseziales; Malasseziaceae. The coding region runs from base 1 to 597 and encodes 198 amino acids. Gene Ontology annotation, molecular function: box H/ACA snoRNA binding. Gene Ontology annotation, cellular component: box H/ACA snoRNP complex. The transcript has a single exon. Gene Ontology annotation, biological process: snoRNA guided rRNA pseudouridine synthesis; ribosome biogenesis.